Diorhabda sublineata is the source of this 1417-nucleotide messenger RNA. It is a transcript of the gene Arp2, whose product is annotated as actin-related protein 2. Bases 113 to 1312 code for a protein of 399 amino acids. The record is from RefSeq and is a predicted model, not a curated record. NCBI's taxonomy places the organism in Eukaryota, Metazoa, Arthropoda, Insecta, Coleoptera, Chrysomelidae. Gene Ontology annotation, biological process: Arp2/3 complex-mediated actin nucleation. Gene Ontology annotation, cellular component: Arp2/3 protein complex; actin cortical patch. Gene Ontology annotation, molecular function: actin filament binding. The transcript is spliced from 7 exons.
UACACUAAUCUUGUCAUGUUUCGUGGAGAGAGGUGUGGUGUUGACUAAUUUUAAUGUUGAUAAUAGAAACAAUUUAGAUAAACUAGUUAUAUUUCCUUUAGUAUUAAUUAAAAUGGAUAGUGAAGGUAGAAAAGUAAUUGUAUGUGAUAAUGGCACUGGGUUCGUCAAAUGUGGGUACGCCGGCAGUAAUUUCCCUGCUUAUAUAUUUCCUUCUAUGGUGGGACGACCCAUUAUUAGAGCUGUUAAUAAAAUAGGUGAUAUAGAAGUUAAGGGUUUACAUGUAGAUGAUCUUAUGGUAGGAGAUGAAGCUUCUGCCCUUAGGUCGUUAUUAGAAGUGAAUUACCCUAUGGAAAAUGGUGUAGUACGUAAUUGGGAAGAUAUGUGCCAUGUUUGGGAUUACACUUUCGGUCCCAAGAAGAUGAACCUUGAUCCAAAAGACACAAAAAUAUUGCUGACUGAACCUCCUAUGAAUCCGACAAAAAACAGAGAAAAAAUGAUUGAAGUGAUGUUCGAGAAAUAUGGGUUUGCUGGAGCUUAUGUUGCCAUUCAAGCUGUUUUGACGCUUUAUGCUCAAGGUCUUUUAUCUGGGGUAGUAGUAGAUUCUGGAGAUGGUGUGACUCACAUUUGUCCGGUUUAUGAAGAAUAUGCGCUGCCCCAUCUUACUAGGAGACUAGAUAUAGCUGGUAGAGAUAUCACUCGUUACCUCAUCAAAUUACUGUUGCUCAGAGGAUAUGCUUUUAAUCAUUCUGCCGAUUUUGAAACAGUACGUAUGAUGAAAGAGAAGCUUUGUUAUAUUGGUUAUGAUAUAGAAACUGAACAACGUUUGGCUUUAGAAACGACAGUUUUAGUAGAACCAUAUACUUUACCAGAUGGUAGAGUUAUAAAAGUCGGUGGUGAACGAUUCGAAGCUGCAGAAGCUCUUUUCCAACCUCAUUUAAUUAAUGUUGAAGGUCAAGGUAUUGCUGAAUUGGUUUUUAAUACCAUACAGGCUGCAGAUAUAGACAUGCGUUCAGAGUUAUACAAACACAUAGUACUUUCCGGAGGUUCUACAAUGUAUCCUGGACUACCAUCGCGAUUAGAAAGGGAAAUUAAACAAUUAUACAUAGAACGGGUACUGAAAAAUGAUGUUGAAAAGCUCAACAAAUUCAAAAUUAGAAUAGAGGAUCCGCCGAGGAGAAAAGAUAUGGUUUUUAUAGGAGGUGCUGUAUUAGCAGAAGUAAUGAAAGACAGAGACGCGUUUUGGUUGUCAAAACAGGAAUACGAAGAACAGGGAUUGAAAAUAUUGAAAAAAUUAGGUGCUCGGGCUGUGUAAGUUGAAAUAUAUAUGAAUCAUUAAAUAAAUUUGUGUUUGUCGUUUGUUGAAAUGAAAUGUUAUCGUGCAAAGCUGGCGAUCGAAAUAAAUCAUUCUGAUCGGUGA